Molecule: messenger RNA, 540 nt
Organism: Pteropus alecto (black flying fox)
Lineage: Eukaryota; Metazoa; Chordata; Mammalia; Chiroptera; Pteropodidae
Gene: PRND
Product: prion like protein doppel
Exons: 1
Coding region: 1-540 (179 amino acids)
Biological process (GO): protein homooligomerization; intracellular copper ion homeostasis
Cellular component (GO): membrane
Molecular function (GO): copper ion binding
Source: RefSeq, a predicted model, not a curated record
AUGAGGAGGCAACUGGGUGGAUGCUGGUUGGCCAUUGUCUGUGUCCUGCUCUUCAGCCAGCUCUCCACAGUCAAGGCAAGAGGCAUAAAGCACAGAACCAAGUGGAACCGGAAGACCUUGCCGAGUACUUCCUCCCAUGUGACAGAGUCCCAAACGGCGGAGAUGCGCCCCGGGGCCUUCAUCAAGCAGGGCAGGAAGCUGGAUAUCGACUUCGGAGACGAAGGCAACAGAUACUACGAGGCCCACUAUUGGCAGUUCCCCGAUGGGAUCCACUACGACGCCUGCUCCAAGGCCAACGUGACCAAGGAGAAGUUCGUCACCAGCUGCAUCAAUGCCACCCAGGCUGCGAACCAGGAGGAGCUGUCCCAAGAGAAACAGGACAAGCUGCUUUACCAGCGGAUCCUGUGGCAGCUGAUCAGGGAGCUCUGCUCCAUCAAGCACUGCGAUUUUUGGUUGGAAAAGGGAGCAGGACUCCGGGUCACCAUGGACGAGUCCCUAAUGCUCUGCCUGCUGGUUUUCAUGUGGCUUAUCAUGAAAUAA